CGCGACCAUUUUGAAGACACAAUGGUGAAGCGAAAAGGCGGCGCGAGCAGGGACUUGCGUAUGGCGAAGAGGCCAAAGCAGCAACACCAGCAUCGCCGUUUGAAUCGACAACAGCACCCUCAGACCCAGCUCUAUGCUCUUCAAGAUUUGAUCCUUGUGCUGGGAGAUGGAGACUUCACGUUCUCGCGAGGGUUAGUGACCCAUCGCGGUGGUGGUGCCAAUCUGUACGCCACGUCCUUUGACACAGCAGCUCAAGUUCGAAAGAAGUACUCGAACGCGAACGAAUGCAUUGCCACGUUGGGGCGAACUGGUGCACAAGUAUUCCACGGCAUUGACGCCACCAAGUUGCAUACGUUGCCGGCAUCCAUUCCACAAUUGUUCGACUUUAUCAUCUUCAACUUCCCGCACAGUGGCCACCAACGCGUGCACAUCAACCGCGUGUUGCUGCUCGACUUUUUCGAAAGCGCACGAGGCAAGCUCGCGUUGAAAGGCGAAGUCCACAUCACGCUGAAGACAAAGCCGCCUUAUUCCAACUGGAACGUCGAAGACCAAGCAAAGGCGAACGGUUUUGUCCUGAAAGAACGCCGACCUUUCCGUAUUGACAUCUUCCCUGGCUACCACCACCGGACGACGGACCCAACAGCCAAGACUUUUGAGCCCGCCCAGUGCAUCACGUACGUCUACGUCGUCGAUCGAUCCCGGUUCCCUGUACUCAAGCCGUCAUCCCAAGCAGAACCACUCAUUCUGUCCCCUUCAACCAUCCAAGAUGACGACCAGAUUUCGCUCGCUGCGCCUGCAAAAAAGGUUCCUGUCGCCGCAAAUCCUUCGGCUCAACAAGCGUUCAGAGAUGCCUUGAUGGCCGUUCCAUUGUUGCCGCCCCCCGUCAAACGCCCCAAGGAUCUUCAUAUAUCCUCUCCUUCGGCAAAGAAUGCUUCAACUACAGCACUUGGCCAAAAGGAGCUCGGUUCGGCGGCGGACCACGCGCCAAAAAUGACGCCGCCUCAGCAGCAGGGCCAACGCGGUCCAUCGCGAUUCAACGGCUCAACUUUUCAGCAGCAGAAGAAGUCACGUCCUGCAUCUCGAUCGAUUGCAACGCCGUCAGUUCCACCAGCAGUGGCGGCCGACAUUCGUCAACUGUGUGUCGCCAUGCUGCUCAAAGUUCGCGAGCGACACUCGACACCAUAGUUCGACAACAAAGAUGUAAACCAUGAAUGGCAUUCCCAUCACGACAUC
Messenger RNA from Aphanomyces invadans, 1233 nucleotides. RefSeq lists its product as hypothetical. Gene Ontology annotation, cellular component: cytoplasm. The coding region runs from base 22 to 1185 and encodes 387 amino acids. Gene Ontology annotation, molecular function: rRNA (uridine-N3-)-methyltransferase activity. NCBI's taxonomy places the organism in Eukaryota, Oomycota, Saprolegniomycetes, Saprolegniales, Verrucalvaceae. The transcript is spliced from 3 exons. The record is from RefSeq and is a predicted model, not a curated record. Gene Ontology annotation, biological process: rRNA base methylation.